Messenger RNA from Trichoplusia ni (cabbage looper), 1553 nucleotides. RefSeq names its product zinc carboxypeptidase-like. NCBI's taxonomy places the organism in Eukaryota, Metazoa, Arthropoda, Insecta, Lepidoptera, Noctuidae. The coding region runs from base 373 to 1482 and encodes 369 amino acids. The transcript is spliced from 8 exons. The record is from RefSeq and is a predicted model, not a curated record. Gene Ontology annotation, molecular function: metallocarboxypeptidase activity; zinc ion binding. Gene Ontology annotation, biological process: proteolysis.
AUAAUAAUCGUUAAGCUAGAUGCAGACACGAUCUGCGUCAAGGAUAAAAUGAUAAAACUAAGUAGGUGUCACGUAUCCACUAUGAGUAUGUCGUCAGCCGACUUAACCGGCCAGCCAACGUUAUCACCCCACCUGGAGGAAACAAAAACAAUUUAGUGAAUUGUUGAGGUUUUUGUGUAUCAAUCCACCAGAACACUCUGAAAUGUUGGCCUUGCGGUUCUAAGCAUUUAUUUUCAUACAUGAGGUGCAAGUUCGCUUCCGACGCAGGCAACGUUAUAACUAACAAUGAAGAAAAGCAUCGUGAGGUCUUUGAUUCUAUACAUAUAUUGGAAUCUAAUAUCACCGAUUAUAAGGAUCUGGUGAUCUCAUACUAUGCAACAUUCCCCUAGGGGAAAAGUUCGAUCGGGAGCCAAAAUAAGGACUGUGAGAAGUGUCGGUGAGGGCAUUAAAUAUAAGCAGUACGCCGACUAUAAAAUGGUUGCGAACGUAGCUGAACGAUACGGUCGCCACGAUCCUGAAGUCGUGAACGUGGUACAACUGGCGCCCCUCACUGCUGGCAACCGUAGUAUACUGGCUAUUGAGCUGCGCAGCGACAGGCAGAGUAGGAAGCCUGGUAUCUUGAUCAUUGGAGCACUAGAUGCAAUGUCGUGGGGAGCACCAAAUGCUAUUUUGGAAUUAUCAGAAAAGUUGCUUUACGAUGCCAGCUAUCAAACGCCAUUCUUCAACGAUUAUGACUGGUAUCUAAUACCAAUGGGUAACCCUGAUGGCAUACAAUUCAGCCACAACUUAAGAUCUCUUCCCCCGCUGGAUCCUUACGAAUGGGCUCGUAACGCCACAGCGAGACUUUGGACCCGCCCCAGCGAGUGGCACAAGAACGUCGACAACGAAUCAGAGUCAAAGGACCCUCUGUGUUUUGGGACAAAUAUCAAUCGCAAUUUCGCUUAUCACUGGCAAGAUGAUGUUCACAAAACUCCUCCAAGAUGCUGCCAAUACUAUCCCGGUUCGAAACCGUUCUCGAGUGCUGAAGCGAAAGCUAUUCGCAAAUAUGUUGACAAGCUAGGUGACGUCAUCAGCCUGGCCAUACAUUUGCAUGCCAGCUUUGUUCCCAGAAAGGAGUACAUUUUGUACCCAUGGCGAUACUCAGUGCGGCAAACAAGCAACUCUAGAACAUUACAAGAAAUCGGUGAAUAUGCGGCCAGACAAGCUCGUCUACCUGAUGGGCGAGUAUAUGAGGUACACCAAAGCAGCAGUGACGAGCGCGUGGCGGGAACAUUAAGUGACUACAUAUCCGGCGUUGUCGGCAUCGACCUAGUUUUCCUCAUCAAACCUUACCAUCAAAUGUUUCCAAACGAAACAGAUAACAGUGAACUCGUGGUUUACGUAAAGAAAGCUGUCUCGACGAUACUAAGCGUGGUGCGUGGGUGGCGCAGCAGUACUAAACAAAACACUCUCUCCUUCUUCGGGAAAGAUGUCGAGUUCUAAAAGAUGACUAGAAUAAUGUUAUGUCUGCCUUUGUUGCACAACAUAAAGAAAAUUAUAUGAAAAUCAUUAAU